AAGAAGGCAAAACUCGAGGCCCCGAAGUUCACCGGGAAGGAGGACCCAGAAAUUCACGUCAAACUCUCCAUCAGAGCGGGCGGAUGAUGGGUCUUUCCGGGGAUGAGAAAUGUUUGCUUUUCUUUCAAACCCUUCGCGGCCGCGCCGCUGAGUGGUUUCAUAACUUACCGGCUGGUGAAAUCGAUUCUUUCGAUGAACUGGCUGAGGUGUUUCAAGAAAAGUUCAAAGAAAACUGUACCAAGAGGAAAAAUUUUACCUACUUGAGUACAGCCGGGCAGCGAGAGCACGAAGAUCUGACAAAAUUCCUCACCCGGUGGAAGGAUGAGGUUGACAAGGUGGAAGAGAUGGAUGACAAAACAGCCAUGUCCCUCCUUGUGUCCGGACUCCGAUCCGGAGAGUUGUAUAAUGAAUUCUGUAGGAGGCCUCCCCAGUCCUACCAAGAGGCCUAUAACACAGCCUGGGAUUAUGCUGACGCUGAAGCACAGGUGUCAUCUAAGAGGGAGGCCGAGCAGGGCCAUUCAAAGGAAAAAAUUUCCUUGAAAAAGGAAAUUGCACUGCCCGGUAAGAUAAGAGCAGAAGUAAUGGAGGUAAAGCCGGUCAAAUCUGAAAAGAAACCGACCGGCGAAAAACAAUGGACGGAGAAGUAUUGCUCCUUUCACAAAACUGAUUCCCAUAACACUGCAGAGUGUAACAGUGUGAAAGGAGUAAUAAAACAGAUGAUUGAGGCCGGUGAGAUUGAUCCGGAAUAUUUGGCUCAGGCCAAGCAAAAGAAGAACCAAUGGGUCAGACCUGAAGGACAACCGGCCGAGCAAAACAAAAAGAAGAAAACAGCCGGUAAGGAGCACUUGCAAGUCAUCUACGGCGGACCAGAAGGGGGAGACUCUGCUUCCCAAAGGAAGAAGUGGGGACGGGAACUCUACGUUGGUACGGUGGCCCUAAAUCCCUGGUCGAAACAAGCGAGACGGGAACCAAUCACUUUUACUGACCGCGACCUUCCCGCCACCGGAGAAGAUCACAAUGACCCCCUGGUGAUAACUAUGGACAUGGGUGGAGUUGAUGUCUCCCGGGUACUCGUUGACACGGGCAGUAGUGUUAACGUAUUGUACUUAGAUGCAUUUAAGAAGCUCAAGUUGUGUCGGACACGGCUUGAGCCCUUAAAGACUCCCCUCUCUGGGUUUACCGGGGACUCAGUCGAAGCUGAAGGGUCGAUCCUUCUAACCUGUGAACUGGGCACGGGCGACCAGGUCGUCCAAAAACAAAUGAGGUUUGUGGUCGUGAACAUCAAUUGUGUUCACAAUGCCAUUCUGGGCCGGCCUGGAAUAAACAAAGUCCGUGGGGUCAUCUCCAUGGCUCAUCUCUGUAUGAAAUUCUAUACCCCGGGCGGUAUAGGACAAGUCAGAGGGGAUCAAAAGAAGGCCCGGCAUUGCUAUUUGGAAGCUGUAAAGAAAAUGACAAAGGCGUUUGAGAGAGUCACUUUGGUCUCUCAGGAGGAAGACCGGUCGAAACUAGAACCAGGCGAUGAAACCGAGCAGAUUGUUCUACGGGAAGCUUUCCCAGAAAGAAUGGUACGAAUUGGAAGAGAUCUGCCCGGAGGACUUCGAGAUGAAAUCAUCUCAGUUCUUCGGGAAUAUGCAGAUAUUUUCGCCUGGAGUGUGGCGGACAUGCCGGGCAUUGACCGCUCUGUUAUAUGCCAUCGUUUGGCUGUGAUGGAAGGGAGCUGGCCUGUGAAACAGAAGAAGAGGCACUUGGCAAACGUCCGGAGGGACUUUGUGAAAAAAGAGGUGAAGGAUUUGUUGGCGGUCGGGCACAUACGGGAGGGUCAAGCUUUGGCAGACUUCCUCGUCGAACUGACCGGUCUAGAGCCCGAAGCCGGACCUUCCCAUACGGUCGAACCAUGGUGGGACAUGGCCGUUGAUGGGGCCUCUGGACCGAAGGGAUGCGGGGCCGGCGUAGUCUUCACUACCCCGGAAGGGUUCAAGAUCUACCAUGCCUUAGUUUUAAAUUUCAAACUCACUAAUAAUGAGGCUGAGUAUGAGGCAUUGGCCGGUGGCCUCAGAUUAGCCCGGUCUCUCGGGAUAAAAAGGAUGAAGAUCCGUUCCGAUUCAAGUCUGGUUGUCGGACAAGUCAAUGGUGAGAUGGAAGUAAAGGAAGAUCGCCUGGCCCGGUAUAGUGACCUGGUCCGAGCACUCCUAAGGGAGUUAGAAGAGUUUCGUCUGACUAGGAUACCCCGGUCAGAAAACGCUGAUGCAGAUAUGCUUUCAAAAUUGACGCAAGCUUGCCCAGAGCAUGUGUCAAAGUUGGCGAAAAUUGAGAUACUGGACGUGCCGAGUACAGACCGGUUUGAAGUCGCGGCCAUCCAACCGGGCCGGACUUCAGCGAUCGGGAUAAUCGAGGCAGAUGAUGACUGGAGAUAUGAACUCAUGGAGUAUCAAGAGACCGGUCAGAAGCCAGAUGACGAGGAACGAGCCAGGAAAGUAGUCCUACGGGCUCCACGUUUCCAGGUAAUCGAUGGUCAUCUAUACAAACGUGCCAUUGGCGGACCACUCUUGCGUUGCUUGACCAACCCGGAGGCUGAACGGGUAAUAGCUGAGAGAUGUAGAACGUGCCAGGUUUUUUACAAACAUCCCGGCAGACCGGCCACUUAUUACCAACCAACCUCUAAUGUCAUACCAUUUGCCCGGUGGGGAAUUGACAUUAUUGGAGCCUUCCCGGUUGCCCAAGGCGGAAAGAAAUUCGUGAUGGUGGCUAUUGAUUACUUCACUAAAUGGAUCGAGGCUGAGGCGAUGGCCACCAUAACCGUACGGCAGUGUGAGAAAUUUGUUUGGAAGAACAUUAUCACCCGGUUUGGUGCCCCAAAAAUCAUUGUCACCGACAACGGUCCACAGUUUCGCAACCCCCGGUUCACUGCAUACCUUGCUAGCUACGGGGUCAAGCAUAGCAAGGCAUCGGUACCAUAUCCACAGGGGAAUGGCCAAGUCGAAAACGCCAACCGGACAAUUGUGGACGGUCUGAAAAAGAGACUGGGUGAGGAAGGACACAAAUGGUUGGAAGCCUUACCUCAUACGGUCUGGGCGCAUAGAGUGACUUCAAGAAGAGCAACUGGAGAGACUCCUUUCGUGCUCACUUACAGAUGUGAAGCCCGGCUACCAGUGGAGGCAGAACUUCCAACAUUUAGGGAAGCCGUGUACCAGCCCGGUCAGAAUGAGGUCGACCACCUCGCUGAGCUGAACCUGGUGGAAGAACGAAGGACCACAGCAGCUGUCAAGAUGACCGGUUACCAGCAGUCAGUAAAGCGGUAUCAUGACAACCGGGUAGGCCCGCGAUAUUUCCAAGUGCAUGAUGAAGUUUUGCGCAGAAGGGAUGCUAGUAAGCCUAAUGAGAGGGGCAAGCUGGUACGUAACUGGGAAGGGCCCUAUCGCAUAAAAGCAAUCGUCAGACCAGGCACUUACCAAUUGGAAACUAUGGAAGGUAGCCGGGUCGACCGACAUUGGAACUCUCACCACUUACGUAAAUUUUUUAGAUAAAGUGUAAUGAGUUCCCGGUCAUUAACGAAACUUUGUUCUUUUCAGAAAGAUUGUUCGCAUACAUCAACCGGUAAUUCGUCACAUGACAAUCUACCCGGUUAGAUGUCCAAUCGAACUGGGCAUCUCAAAAAAAAAGAGAGACCGGUCUGACCGAUCCAACACCUCAUCCGUACUGACACGAGAAUUAGAAACGAUUUGGCUUAACUAAAGGGAGAGCAUCCCG
Messenger RNA from Cuscuta campestris, 3747 nucleotides. The record is from the annotation of a GenBank genome assembly. NCBI's taxonomy places the organism in Eukaryota, Viridiplantae, Streptophyta, Magnoliopsida, Solanales, Convolvulaceae.